UCUCACGCUUCAGGGAAGGCAAAAACGGUCGUGCCAGCUCUCCCUCUGUUUCAACAGGCUCCAGCGCACGUUACCGCCGUACGCACCCCAGCGCAAGUUAGCAUUUCCGGCGCGCCACCGAUCAGCUCUUCCAUUGAAGCCGAGACAAGGAAAAGUAUACAUGGGCAGUCUCGGUUUAAAAUCCGGCGGUGGUGCGCACGGCAUAUCAUUGUCCACCGCCUUCGUUGGCGGUCCCGACAUCCGUACGCACCCGGCGCAGGUUAGCACGCUGGGGCGCGGGAGCACUGUUUCAGCGAGCUCUCGCGGGAUUUCCAUGGAAAAUGCAUCUUCUUCGUCGGGAAGGCAUUCCUUUGCUUCCCCUCUAACGUCUCUGUGGUUCCGCAGCGAGAAGGGAAAUGACGAAACUGCCCUUGAAGACUCUGUUGUUGCUGAUGGAGGGGGAGAUGAGGGAGAAGAAGAGGGGAUUGAAGGAGGAGGAGAAGAAGAAGAGUUUCUGCUGCCAAAGCGGCGGCGGAGCGGGAAUUGGGUGCUGAAGAUUCUGCGGAUUGGAUCUCUUUGGGCGGCGGAGAAAGCGAGAAAAUCGAAUACUGUCGAGGAGAGGAAAGACAACGAGGCAACGAGUGAUCGGAGCUGUUGUGAUUGCUGCUGUUGUUGCGGUGAGGAGGGAUCGGAUGUUUGUGGAGUUGGGUAUGGAGAGGAGGAGGUGGAGGGGUUUGAAAGGGAGUCAUUUUCAAAAAUGCUGCGGCGGGUGUCGCUGGCGGAGGCGAGGGCGUAUGCGCAAAUGUCAUAUCUUGGGAAUCUUGCGUAUCGGAUACCGAAAAUUAAGCCAGGGAAUCUCCUGAAAUACCAUGGAUUGCAUUUUGUCACAUCUUCUUUGGAGAAGAAAGCUCAAUCUGCGAAUGCUGAGAUGGGGCAGACGCUUUCACCGGAGAAAAAACCGCAGUCCAUCCAUGACCAGAAGGAGCAGAUAUCUAAUCAAGUUCAAGAGCUGGAAAAGGAGGUGAAGGAAGUUGACGAAACUCGGGAAGUUGAUCGGCAGAGAAAGAUUGGGCACCGUAUAAGUGCAUUAGCUGCUUUUCAGAUUGCCGCUACUGCCGCUUCGUAUCUGCAUUCUCGGACAAGGAGCAUUCUUCCCUUCAGAUCCACGAGAGCAGAGACAACAGAGAAUUUUCAAGAAAGAACAGAUGAUUCAAACCAAAAGAUGAAGGUAAUGAGCUCGGAAGUGGCUUCUUUUGUGGUGACGACGAAUUCAGUGACUGCAGUGGUCGCAGGGAAGGAGGAAAUGAAGCAAGCUGUCGCCAAGGACUUGAGUUCAGCGAAGUCAUCGCCUUGCGAGUGGUUUAUAUGUGACGAUGGGAACAGCACGACGAGAUUCUUUGUGAUUCAGGGUUCAGAAUCACUGGCUUCUUGGCAAGCAAAUCUCCUCUUUGAGCCUAUUCAGUUUGAGGGACUAAAUGUGCUUGUGCACAGAGGGAUCUAUGAGGCUGCCAAAGGGAUCUAUGAACAGAUGUUGCCAGAAGUCCGGGCCCACCUAAGAUCCCAUGGUGAUUGCGCCACCCUACGUUUCACCGGCCACUCUCUCGGGGGAAGCCUGUCAUUGCUCGUAAAUCUCAUGUUGCUGAUACGAGGCGAAGCACCACCCUCUUCUUUACUCCCUGUUGUAACAUUUGGAUCGCCAUCCAUCAUGUGUGGAGGUGAACAAUUGCUCCACGAAUUGGGCCUACCUCGGAGCCAUGUUCAAGCCAUAACAAUGCAUCGAGACAUUGUGCCCCGAGCCUUCUCUUGCAGCUACCCUGAUCACGUAGCUGAUCUUCUCAAAGCCGUCAAUGGGAAUUUCCGUAAUCAUCCGUGCCUCCAAAAUCAGAAAUUGUUGUAUGCUCCGAUGGGAGAGCUUCUCAUCUUACAGCCAGAUGAGAAAUUCUCUCCCCACCACCACCUCCUCCCUGCCGGCAGCGGUCUUUACCGUUUGAGCUGCCCUGUAUCAGAUUCUGGUGACUCGGCAAGGCAACUCCAGGUUGCACGGGCCGUGUUCUUCAACUCUCCCCACCCACUUGAGAUUCUCAGCGACCCAUCUGCGUAUGGCUCUGAUGGGGCCAUUUACCGAGACCACGACAUGAACUCCUACUUGCAGUCUGUACGUUGUGUGAUCCAUCAAGAGCUCAAGCACAUCAGAAAGGCUAAGAGAGAAAGCCGCCGGCAAGCGUGGUGGCCACUUGUGGGUCCCCCGCAGGGGUUCCAUGCCAGUAUCGUCAUCGGUCUGCCAGUCGAAUUGGGCGACAUGGGUCAGCAGCAGCUUAGCUUUUCCAGCUUCUUUCACAGUAGGCAGGAAUCAUGGAAGUGGUUCAGUAGGCUAGUUGCAUCGCAGCCUGUCCGCAUUCUCAUUGUUCUCAUCUUCCCCGUGCGGCUGUUACUCCAAGGGACGUUUGCUGCCAUCGGUUUCCACUGAAUACAGCCGGCUGGCUGGUUCUUGAA
Molecule: messenger RNA, 2472 nt
Organism: Magnolia sinica
Lineage: Eukaryota; Viridiplantae; Streptophyta; Magnoliopsida; Magnoliales; Magnoliaceae
Product: phospholipase A1 PLIP2, chloroplastic-like
Exons: 5
Coding region: 161-2446 (761 amino acids)
Biological process (GO): lipid metabolic process
Molecular function (GO): glycerophospholipid phospholipase A1 activity
Source: RefSeq, a predicted model, not a curated record